AUGGAAGACAAGUGGUUCUUGGAGAGUGGAAGCAUCUUGCUAAAAGAACUUAUCGCUGAUUGCAACGGUAAAUCAGUUCCUACACGCAGCUUUUCUUCUUAUCAGAUCCUUCAAGCCACCAAUAACUUCCAUUCCAGUUGUCUUGUCACCAAUAAGAGGAGCCAUAAUUGGUAUAAAGGUAUCAUCCAAGACAAGUCUUACUUGAUCAAAAGAUUCUUGGAGUAUAAAAUUACAGGAGACAGCGUGGGGCAGGUUUACAAUGACAUUGUUUUGUCUGCUAAGAUGAGCAACCACAACAACUUUCUUAGACUAUCUGGCUGCUGUCUCGAGUUUAACCUCCCCGUUAUCGUGUUUGAAAAUGCACAACAUGGGGUUCUGAAUGAGCGAGGAGGUAUUAUGGUUGAUGGGGAGGAAUCUAUAUUGCCAUGUAGUGUAAGGUUGAAGAUUGCCAAGGAGAUUGCAAAUGCUGUGGCUUAUCUUCACAUGGCCUUCCCAAAGAUCAUCAUACAUAGAGUUGUUAUGCCAAGAAACUUUGUCUUGGACAGGAACUUGACCGCCAAGUUUUCCGAUCUCUCAAUGUCCAAAACUCUCCCAGUGGGAAAAUCAAGAAUAAAAGUUGAUUCGGUGAUAGGAUCACUAGGGUACCUUGAUCCAUCGUACGCUUGCACAAGAGUUGUGACAGAAUAUACAGAUGUGUACAGCUUUGGAGUCUUGUUGAUGGUUUUUCUCACUAGCAAACCAGCUCUCGUCUCCACUAGCUCUGGUGGCGACGACUCCCAAGGUAUUAUUAGCUAUGUAAAAGGUUUAUAUGAGAAAAGAAAACUCGAUGAAGUAAUUGAUCCAAUGAUAAUGAAAGACAUCACAAGUGCUCAAAAACUGAAGCUUGAAUCGUGUAUUGCACUUGCUCUGAGCUGUUGCGAGGAGAGUGAUGAAGACAGACCUAAAAUGAUGCAAGUAGCUAAAGAACUCAAACAGAUCCACACAUCAUUUUAA
Messenger RNA from Eruca vesicaria subsp. sativa (arugula), 993 nucleotides. The record is from the annotation of a GenBank genome assembly. NCBI's taxonomy places the organism in Eukaryota, Viridiplantae, Streptophyta, Magnoliopsida, Brassicales, Brassicaceae.